Molecule: messenger RNA, 1515 nt
Organism: Clonostachys byssicola
Lineage: Eukaryota; Fungi; Ascomycota; Sordariomycetes; Hypocreales; Bionectriaceae
Source: the annotation of a GenBank genome assembly
AUGCCUACGAAGGAGCACGAGGAAAUGGGCGCAAAGCUCUCAAAGGCUCCAAGUGCGGAGAAGGGGACGGUCCAAGACGUUGAUGCGUCUUAUUUGGCAAGUCAGUGUGCCCAACCGCCGGAUAUCAAUAUAUAUAUGGGAGGCUUUGUGAUCAACACCGGAUAUGCUCCUCAGAUGAAACGAGACUUCACCUGGUUUCAACUUUUCAGCUGUGCCUUUACUGUCACUAACUCUUGGCUCGGCGUCACUGGUGGUUUCUCAACAGGAAUAUCAAUCGGCGGCUCCGCAACGCUCAUUUACGGUUUAAUUAUUGUUGCAGUAUUCAACGUCGCAAUUGUGAUAACCUUGGGCGAACUUAUGAGCUCCAUGCCUAACGCUGGUGGUCAAUAUUACUGGGCUAUGAAACUUGCUCCUCGUAAACUUGCCAAUGCCUCGGCAUACAUUUGCGGCAUCUGUAAUCUCCUAGGUGGAUUGACCGGAAUGUCGAGCGGUGCCAUCGCAUCGGCAUAUAUGAUCUUAGGGUGCAUCAAGCUGGUUCACCCGGAAUUCACAAUUUACGCGUGGCAUGCAGUCCUCAUUGCCAUUGUAUUUAUUAUGAUUACGUCGGUCUUGAACCUCAGCGAAUCAUUGGUCCGCAAAUCUGUUCUCAUCGGUCUGUGGUGGUGUGUAGCAUCGUGUUACAUAAUUACUAUCGUACCUGUUUCUGUCGCCGAGGAGCACGCGAGCCCUUCUUUCAUUUUUGCCAGCACGGAGAAUACAAGUGGGUGGUCCUCCACGGGAAUGGCCUUCUUAGUUGGCAUGAUCAAUGCCAAUUAUGCUUUUGGGCUCAUCGAUGCUGGUGUCCAUCUUGCUGAAGAAAUCCCACAGCCCGAGCGAAACAUCCCAAAGGCAUUACUAGCAGCUGUAGGGAUUGGCUUCGUUACAGCAUGGCCAGUCGCGGUUACAUUACUAGACUGCAUCACUGAUUUUGAUGCAAUAGCAACUACCGACACUGGAGUUCCCCUUCUGCACCUACUUUACUUUGCGCUCCGAAGAAACCGAGCUGGCGCUAUCAUUCUUCAGCUCCUUUCCGUCGUUUCAUACUUUUGGUGUUUGAUGGCAUAUCUGAAAAAACAUUCAGUUCCGAUUAAUGCUCAUCUUCUUUGUAUUGCUCUGUCAUGCGUUCUUUGUUUUCUUCCGCUGGCCUCUACCACAGCUUUCAACAGUUUGGUCACGGGAGUUCUCGUUUUUCCUUACAUAUCGAUUCUCAUCCCCGCCACCUUUUCCCUACUGCCUAUGAACAAGAAUAUCCCCAAAGGGUCAUUUUCACUCGGACGAUGGGGUACAGUGGCUCGAGUUGUUACAGUUAUUUUCUGUCUCUUUGCCACAAUCAUUUACGCCUUCCCAUACACAAUGCUAGUUGAUGCAGGGAACAUAAAUUAUUUCUCGGCUAUUUUGGGGGUUGUAAUAAUCUACGCCAUAAUUGACUGGGUUGUUCGGGCCAGAGAGAGUUUCAACCAAAACAUCCCUAGGUAG